Camelina sativa (false flax) is the source of this 1359-nucleotide messenger RNA. NCBI's taxonomy places the organism in Eukaryota, Viridiplantae, Streptophyta, Magnoliopsida, Brassicales, Brassicaceae. The record is from RefSeq and is a predicted model, not a curated record.
AUGGCCCAGGAACCGGGGGAACCCAUCGCCAGUUUCUUGCACAGAUUCAAGGAGAAACUGACAAAGGUCAACGUCCCGGAGGAUGCAGCAAUGGCAGCCUUCAGAAAGGGCCUGAUCCCUGGAUCACCGUUACGGAAGGAUCUCAACAUCCGGGAACCCAAAGAUCUCGAUGACGCGCUGCAUCGAGCCUUCAGAUUCGCACUCGACGAAGAGGAGGAACCUCGAAUAGCCGCAAAAACCAAUGACGAACAACCGUUGCACCCCCCUAAGGCUAAAAACCGGGUCGAAUACCACGUACCCCGCAGGCACCACGAGCCUCAGGAUCGAAAAAAGGGCGUCAUCCACGCAGUCUCCAAGGUGGACGGCCAAGAGAAGCAGCCGUCUGACCCGAAGGAACUCUACUGCGAUUUUCACAUGUACCCCGGUCACUCUACACAAGAGUGCGUCCACCUGAAGAACUACCUGUACGCAAAGUAUCUCUCUGGCGAAGUCGAAGCUACUUAUCAGCCAAAAAGCGCCCGUGGAGGCAGAGGUCGCCGAGGGGGAUGGCGCGGAGGACGAUCUAACCGAGGCCGUGGUGCAGGCAGCGGACGGGGCUAUGGUGGACCACCUAACGCAGACCAACAGCUGGCCAACCAAGCACCCAUGAAUCACCAGGAAGAAGCGCCCCAGGUAGACGAACUACCUGGCCCUCCCAAGCGACAGAGGGGGCAAAACCCGGAGCGGGUCAAUUCCCCUCCCCGUGGACGAAUAACCAUGAUACUUGGUCCACCAGAGGACUGCGCAGACUCCGUUCGCGCACUAAAGAAGAGGGCACGACAAGUUUGCGCCCUCAAAACUGCUCCGAGCGAGCCUUCACUCUGUUCGGAUCCGAUAUCAUUCACUUCAGAGGACGCCAAAGGGAUCCAACACCCCCACUCAGACCCUUUGGUUAUCCAAGUCUCGAUGGGUGACUUCGACGUCGAACGAGUCCUGAUUGACACUAGGAGCACCGUCAACGUAUUCUGCUGGCAAACGCUAGAAAAAAUGGGCGUCAUACCAGACCAACUGAAGCCCGAAACUCAUACACUAACGGGCUAUGACGAGGUCGCCAAGAUGUCGAUGGGCGACGUAAAGCUACAAGUACGAGCUGGCGGAGUGACCCGGAAGACUAAGUUCGCAGUCGUUGAUGCACCACCAAUCUACAACGCUAUUUUGGGGGUACCAUGGAUAUACGCGAUGCAGGCCGUACCAUCGACCUACCACCUCUGCCUCAAAUUCCCAACUACCACAGGAAUUUGCACACUUUACAGCGACCAGAGGGUGGCCAGAGUCUGCUCUGUUAUCGAAAAGAAGCUGAGGAAGACGGAGGCCGCAUAG